Molecule: messenger RNA, 986 nt
Organism: Bolinopsis microptera
Lineage: Eukaryota; Metazoa; Ctenophora; Tentaculata; Lobata; Bolinopsidae
Product: thioredoxin domain-containing protein 9-like
Exons: 6
Coding region: 42-701 (219 amino acids)
Biological process (GO): microtubule cytoskeleton organization
Cellular component (GO): cytoplasm
Source: RefSeq, a predicted model, not a curated record
UUCUAACUCAUACCAUUGACUCAGUAGUAAAGUUUGUAGUCAUGGCACAACAACAACAAAUGAUCAACCAGAUGGUUGCGGGAGCCGUGGAGGCUAUGGAGGCUACUGUCGAUGCGGAGUUGAACAAACUGGACAACAUGGACGAGGAUGAUUUGGAAGCUAUCAGAGAGAGAAGGAUUAAACAGAUGGCGAAAGCUCAGGAGAAGAAGCAGGAGUACAAGAACCUAGGACACGGUACAUACGACACUAUUACUAACGAGAAGGAGUUCUUUGAGAUUAGUAAGAAGAGUGACCGGGUCGUGUGUCUCUUCUACAUCGACACCUCCUUUAGGUGUAAGAUUGUAGACAAGCAUCUGACCCAGCUCUGUGAGAAACACUUUGAGACACGUUUCCUCCGUCUCAACGCUGAGAAAUCCCCCUUCCUGACUGAGAGACUGAAGAUCAAGGUUAUGCCAACAAUCCUCAUCACCAAGGACUCUGUUGUCUGCGACAGAAUAGUGGGAUUUGAACAACUGGGAAACAGCGACAACUUCCCAACCUCUCUUCUGGAAUGGAGAAUAGCUCAGAGCAAAGUUAUUAACUACUCAGGAGAUUUGACUCGGCCACCUGUUGAAGACGUCAAAGAGAAGAAAACCAUGGUUCAAAUCCAGCGUAACCUCCGACAAGAAGAAUUCAGCUCAGAUUCCGAACUUGACGAUUAGAGAGCCGACCGAGGAUUCAACGUCACUCGCAUGUAUCUGAUGCUGGUUUUCAGGGAUUUUUGUGGCCAAGAAAUGUAGACAGCAUUUACUUUUCUUUCAACACAUCUGAUUUCCCUUUUUUUAAACUUUGUAAAAAUAAUUGUCCAUAGUUACAGUUAGUAGUUAUUUUCUAUGACAUUUGAAAGUAAAUGCUGUCCCAAUUUCUUGAUAAGACUACUCAAUUGAUAUGAUAUUUGCCCUGUAAAUAGUGUUCCACUACUGUCAUUAUAUUUGUUUGUACAGAAA